Messenger RNA from Elephantulus edwardii (Cape elephant shrew), 1365 nucleotides. RefSeq names its product TEA domain family member 2 (gene TEAD2). The transcript has 12 exons. Gene Ontology annotation, molecular function: DNA-binding transcription factor activity, RNA polymerase II-specific; RNA polymerase II cis-regulatory region sequence-specific DNA binding. Lineage: Eukaryota; Metazoa; Chordata; Mammalia; Macroscelidea; Macroscelididae. Bases 1 to 1365 code for a protein of 454 amino acids. The record is from RefSeq and is a predicted model, not a curated record. Gene Ontology annotation, biological process: regulation of transcription by RNA polymerase II; embryonic organ development; hippo signaling. Gene Ontology annotation, cellular component: transcription regulator complex.
AUGGGAGAACCCCGGGCUGGGGCCCCCCUGGACGAUGGCAGCGGCUGGACGGGCAGCGAGGAGGGCAGUGAGGAGGGCACUGGCGGCAGCGAGGGAGCUGGGGGAGACGGGGGCCCAGAUGCCGAGGGCGUGUGGAGCCCAGACAUAGAACAGAGCUUCCAGGAGGCCCUGGCCAUCUACCCGCCCUGUGGCCGGCGGAAGAUCAUCUUGUCCGAUGAAGGCAAGAUGUAUGGUCGGAACGAACUGAUCGCCCGCUAUAUCAAGCUGAGAACAGGGAAGACUCGAACUCGCAAACAGGUCUCUAGUCACAUCCAGGUUUUGGCCCGAAGGAAAUCGAGGGAAAUCCAGUCCAAGCUUAAGGCGCUCAAUGACCAGGUUUCCAAGGAGAAGGCCUUCCAGACAAUGGCCACCAUGUCCUCGGCCCAGCUCAUCUCGGCACCUUCCCUGCAGGCCAAACUGGGCCCCGCCAGCCCACAGACCUCUGAGAUUUUCCAGUUUUGGUCAGGGGGCUCCGGGACCCCCUGGAAUGUUCCAGACGUGAAGCCGUUCUCACAGACGCCAUUCUCCUUGUCUCUGACGCCCCCAUCCACUGACCUCCCAGGGUACGAGCCCCCACAAGCCCUCUCCCCCCCAGCCUUGCCCCCACCUGCCCCAUCACCCCCAGCCUGGCAGACUCGGGCCUUGGGCACUGCCCGGUUGCAGCUGGUAGAAUUCUCGGCCUUCGUAGAACCACCGGAUGCUGUAGAUUCUUACCAGAGGCACCUGUUCGUUCACAUCAGCCAGCACUGCCCCAGCCCCGGAGCUCCCCCACUCGAGAGCGUGGAUGUCCGGCAGAUCUACGACAAGUUUCCCGAGAAGAAGGGAGGUCUGCGCGAGCUGUAUGACCGUGGGCCCCCCCACGCCUUCUUCCUCGUCAAGUUCUGGGCGGACCUGAAUUGGGGCCCGAGCGGCGAGGAGGCGGGGGCCGGCGGCGGCAGCGGCAACAGCAGCGGUGGCUUCUACGGCGUGAGCAGCCAAUAUGAGAGCCUAGAACACAUGACCCUCACCUGUUCCUCCAAGAUCUGCUCCUUUGGCAAGCAGGUGGUGGAGAAGGUAGAGACGGAGCGUGCGCAGUUGGAGGAUGGGCGCUUCGUGUACCGCCUGCUGCGCUCGCCCAUGUGCGAGUACCUGGUGAACUUCCUGCACAAGCUGCGGCAGCUGCCCGAGCGUUACAUGAUGAACAGCGUCCUGGAGAACUUCACCAUCCUCCAGGUGGUGACAAACAGAGACACCCAGGAGCUACUGCUGUGUACCGCCUACGUCUUUGAGGUCUCCACCAGUGAGCGCGGAGCCCAGCACCACAUCUACCGCCUGGUCAAGGACUGA